This is a messenger RNA of Moesziomyces antarcticus, 591 nucleotides long. RefSeq lists its product as uncharacterized. The record is from RefSeq and is a predicted model, not a curated record. The transcript is spliced from 2 exons. The annotation marks the transcript as partial. Lineage: Eukaryota; Fungi; Basidiomycota; Ustilaginomycetes; Ustilaginales; Ustilaginaceae.
AUGAUGUCGUUCGAAAACGACAGCGAAGCCAGUGUUGCGACGUCGCUCGCUGUGACUGCACCCUCAGCCCCAGCAUCCUCUGCAUCUGGCUCCGGGACGAUCUCGCCGACUUCCGCUGCGGCAUCGCGUAUGUCUACAACCUUGCCAUCCUCGUCAUCAGUGGCAUCUGUCUCUUUUGCGACCCAGCUGGCUACAUCGCCGCAACCUAUGCCUUCUUCGUCAGUCAUGCCGUUGGAAGCGCAGGCGCCAUCACAAACUCAAGCUGCUUCCAGGCUUUCGCCAGCCAGUCAGGUUGGCCUCGGUAGUCCAGACAUCAUCUUCGAAUUCAGCAAUCGACGUUGGAGAACCACUGCAGGUUUCCUGCAGAUGGAACUCAUGUCCGGCAUGAGGCUUGCGGUGCGACCUGGCUUACCGAGCGAUGGACUCCAUGCUUCCCAAAGAGUAUCUGUCAAAUUGGUGCAGCUGGUAGAGCCUGUUGCCGAUGUUGCACCGAACUUCAGGGUUUGGUCAAACCAACCGGAGCAACCCGACCAGAUGGAGGUCAUUUGGGACUACCAGGUCGAAGGCCAACUGCCGACCAUCCGAGCCCUU